Messenger RNA from Alosa alosa (allis shad), 1097 nucleotides. RefSeq names its product ATP synthase F1 subunit gamma (gene atp5f1c). Gene Ontology annotation, biological process: proton motive force-driven ATP synthesis. The record is from RefSeq and is a predicted model, not a curated record. Bases 54 to 935 code for a protein of 293 amino acids. NCBI's taxonomy places the organism in Eukaryota, Metazoa, Chordata, Actinopteri, Clupeiformes, Clupeidae. The transcript is spliced from 10 exons. Gene Ontology annotation, molecular function: proton-transporting ATP synthase activity, rotational mechanism.
CACUUUAUUUGCGCCUGCGCUGUUGUGCCAGUCUGACCUUCAUAGAAACGAACAUGUUCGCCAGGACCAGCGCGGUGGUGUUCCUCCCACAAUGUGGGCAGGUCAGGACCAUGGCUACCUUGAAGGACAUCACCAUCCGACUGAAGUCCGUGAAAAACAUCCAGAAAAUCACCAAAUCCAUGAAGAUGGUGUCCGCAGCCAAGUACGCCAGGGCUGAGCGAUCGCUGAAGCCUGCGCGUGUCUAUGGGACCGGUGCCCUGGCCUUGUACGAGAAGGCUGAGAUCAAGGCACCAGAGGACAAGACCAAGCACCUGCUCAUUGGUGUCUCCUCUGACCGGGGUCUCUGUGGAGCCAUCCACUCCUCUGUUUCCAAGGCGAUCAAGGCCGAGAUCGCCACCCUGACCUCCUCUGGUAAAGAGGUGAUGGUGGUCAACGUGGGCGACAAGCUCAGGGGCCUGCUUCACAAGACUCAUGGCAGCCACAUUCUGCUCAACUGCAAGGAAGUGGGCCGCAAGCCCCCCACCUUCACAGACGCCUCGAUUAUUGCCUCCGAGCUGAUCAACUCUGGCUAUGAGUUCGACCAGGGCUCCAUCAUCUUCAACAAAUUCAGGUCUGUAAUUUCCUACAAGACGACCCGUAAUCCCGUGUUCUCCAAUGAAACGGUGGCUAGUGCAGAGACCAUGGGCGUCUACGAUGACAUCGAUGCCGAUGUCCUAAGGAACUACCAGGAGUUUGCCCUGGCCAACAUCAUCUUCUACGGUCUCAAGGAGUCCACUUGCAGCGAGCAGAGCGCCAGAAUGACCGCUAUGGAUUCUGCCAGCAAGAACGCUGGUGACAUGAUUGACAAGCUGACUAUGACCUUCAACCGUACCCGCCAGUCUGUCAUCACCAAGGAGCUCAUUGAGAUCAUCUCUGGUGCUGCUGCCCUGAACUGAGGGAGAGGUGACUGAGGUAAGCGGACAACCAGUCCCACCGCCUGCGUGGCCUGGCGUUCAUCCCUCCAGUACUUCAGUCAACUGGUGUCUAGAAUUGAUGGACAUACGUGCUUCUAUUUGUAUAAUACCUGUUAUCAUAAAUAAACCCCUCUUACAGAGAAA